Molecule: messenger RNA, 2686 nt
Organism: Larimichthys crocea (large yellow croaker)
Lineage: Eukaryota; Metazoa; Chordata; Actinopteri; Sciaenidae
Product: receptor for retinol uptake stra6
Exons: 17
Coding region: 117-2144 (675 amino acids)
Biological process (GO): vitamin A import into cell
Cellular component (GO): plasma membrane
Molecular function (GO): signaling receptor activity; retinol transmembrane transporter activity
Source: RefSeq, a predicted model, not a curated record
CGACACUUUACUGCCGGAGCAGAUCCGUGAGCGAGGUUACCUGACCAGAUCUGGAGUCGUCUGGAUCUUUAAAUCAAUCCCGCUUCACCCGUUUGACUCGACUGAUCUGAUCUGCGAUGAAUAACACCAAGGUCGAAUUUGAACCUUUUGAAUAUUCCUACUAUGACUAUUCAGACUGGUACAACCCAGAGCCAACCAAACCACCCAAAGAAGUUAUUUUACCAUGUGACCCCACAGCCGACGACAAGCUCUUCAACAUAUGCAUGCUGUCGAUAUCCCUGGUGGUCGUGUUAAUCCUCGCAGUUCUCACCAGGAAAAACAAAUUCUGCCAAGGCUUCACGAGAGGAUCCUCCAGCAUCUUCAGUCCAGCCAACUUCUUGGACCAGACUCAGGAGAAAGGCCUGGUCAUGGCUGUUUUCGGGCUGGUGUUCAGCAAACUGGCAAUGCUGGUGAUCGCGCCGGACCCUCUACCUUUCUCCAAAGACACUCCAGCAGACAUUAAAGAGUACAUGAAGAUAAUCGCCAUCUUCUACUACCCUGUCCUGUAUUAUCCUCUGUUGGUCUGCGGAACCUUGCAGCACAAAGUGGGUUACGUGUUCGGGGCGUUGCUCUCCUUCGGUCACUUCGGGGUUCUGGUGUGGCAGAAGUUCGACUGCCCAAAGACUCCAGAGAUCUAUAAGUACUACGCUCUGCUUGCAAGUCUUCCUCAGCUGGCCUGCCUCGCGUAUCUGUGUGUCCAGUUUGGUUUCCUGUUUGUCAAAGGACCAAAGACUGACGAGGACCUCGACAGCAGCUACUACACCGAAUACGUGAAGUCACUUCUCAAAAAAAGAUCCUCAGCUGCCAGCUCUUCAUCGACAGACAAACCAACAAUAGCGGAGAGAAUCCUGGAGGUGCCUAAGAGUUAUAUUUAUGUACCAGAAAAAGUGUUUCGUUUUCCGAUAAAGCUCGCUGUGUCAGCAUUUGUUGCCUUUGUGGCGAUAUAUCAUACGGCGCUGUUGUUAAUCGUCCUCGUCGUCCCCACGCUCCACAUCGUUCGUGCUGGCAUUGAUGAAAACAUCGCCUUCCUGUUGCUGGGAUUCGGGAUCAUCCUGUCGGACGACAGGAUGGAGGUCGUCAGGAUUGUCACCUUCUACACGUGGUUGCUGGAGGUGUGCUACAUCUGUGCGAUGACUCUGUCCUGUUUGGUCAGUCUCGUCAUGCUCAUGAAGUCCAUGAUACUUCACAGGUCAAACCUGAAAGGACUGUAUAAGGGAGACGUUUACAGCAUUUAUAACAGCCAGAAGACCAUCCGUCCAUCUAAACCCGGUAUUGUGUGCUGGAUGGGUUUGACGGGAUACCAGGCUGCGAUCGUCUGCCUCGGAAUGGCCGUUCAGACCGUCGUGUUUUUCAUCUGCUUCCUGUUCCUCGUGUUUCUGAUCAUCAUCCCGGUUUUCUACGGUCGUAAUAUCAUCGUCUUUGAAAUCGCGGGGAAGGCGUGGCCGGCCUGGGUCACCCUGCUGCUGGUUACUGCGCUUCAACACGUGACCGCUAAGUUUGCUUUUAUCAAAAAGGAAGCUGGUACAAGAGACUUGAACAACAGAGAGAGUCUGUUUCUCCUGACGUACCUGCUCUUCCUGGUCAACACCUUGGUCGGACUGGUAGUCGCAAUCUGGAGAAUGGUGAUAACAGCUUUGUACAACAUCGUCCAUCUCGGCCGCAUUGACAUCAGUCUGCUGCACCGUACCGCAGAGUCCUACGAUCCAGCCUACCGAUACUACACCCACUCCCUGAAGGUGGAGGUCAGCCAGUCACACCCGGUGAUGAAGGCUUUCUGUGGGCUGCUGCUGGACAUGAUGGUUGAAGGAGGCAGAGUUGGACAGAAAAUAAGAGACGCAGAGGAAGGGAUCCAAGAAAACAGGCCGAGCAAGGCGUCCAGCCCUCGGAGGAUUCGCGCUCGCUGGCAGCUGCUGUACACGCUGGUCAACAACCCGUCCCUGCUGGGCUCCAGGAAGCACUUCCAGACACUGCAGACCUCCGAGAACGCCCUGAACGGGACCCCGAACCACAGCUCCAAAAAGGGCAGCAAGAAGGAGGCCGACAAGCCAGCCGCCGAGCCAGUCGAGUCCACCGAGACCGCAGCAGACCAAGAUAAAACUGACUGAGAUCCCCAAUCCUUAGAGUGUGGUGGGCGGUAUGCUCCAAACAAAAUGCAAUACACACAACAGACGACGAGUUGAUCUUCAGUUGAUGGUUUGAUAUCAACCCUGACACCAGAGCUGCUAACGCCUUCACUGAUUACAUAUUGAUGAAUUACAGUGCCAGUUCCGAUCAGUGGCAGCAGUCAAUAAGAGCUCACAGUCCAUUUUUGCCUCGGGUUAAUACAGUUACGUCGACACACGUCGGACCUCAAUGUGUACUACGUCAUACGUCAAUGCAGUGUUACAUCAUGGUGUGAAAUAAUAAUUUCUCCAUUGUAAGCUGUUAAUCACAGUGUAAUAUCUUAAUAUUACUGUUAGUAGUUUGUGUGCCCAAAGCUUUCUACUUCAGAUUAUUAUAUAUAAUUAUUAUGGUGAAUCAUAUGAUGGGACAUUCAAGUCACACUGUAUUUCCUAUAUGCAAUUUUAAUGGAUAUUUCAAUGGAUAUAUGAAUAAACAAGUGCCUUAAAUAGUAAACAGUAACUUCAUUUAUCUUCUAUUUUAACAU